Messenger RNA from Melospiza georgiana, 3841 nucleotides. RefSeq names its product sterile alpha motif domain containing 10 (gene SAMD10). Gene Ontology annotation, biological process: cell surface receptor protein tyrosine kinase signaling pathway. Lineage: Eukaryota; Metazoa; Chordata; Aves; Passeriformes; Passerellidae. The record is from RefSeq and is a predicted model, not a curated record. Gene Ontology annotation, cellular component: cytoplasmic side of plasma membrane. Gene Ontology annotation, molecular function: protein binding. The coding region runs from base 1588 to 2577 and encodes 329 amino acids. The transcript is spliced from 4 exons.
GCUCCCUGUGCAGGGCAUGGAAAGGAGAGCCCGUGCUGGAUGUCACCCCCUCGUCCCUGCAUGGAGCCAGCCCAGGGCUGUCCUGACACGGGGCUCCUCUGUCCCCAUCCUUUCCUUGCUCCAAAACGCUCCCGCAUGCCCUGCUCACCAUCCCUACCGUCCCAUGUCGGGCGCUGCCAGUUGAUUGGAAAGUUGGGAUGCAAGGGCUGGGCUGGGGAAACUGAGACUGUGGAGGAGCUGCUGGAGCCAGGGCCUCUGGGCUGCAGGGCAGCCACUGCCUGCUCCCAUGCACAGCCAUGCCCCCAGAGCUCCCAGAGCUGCCUUUCUUCCUGGUUCGUUUUUCCUUCCCACUUUCACCCCUCUUUCCCAUCUGCUCCCACUCCUGGGGUUGCCUCCAGCAGAGUUUGCUGCAGGAGCAGAGAUGCCCAUGUCCUGCUGCUGGAGGCAGCUGCUCCAUGGCUCCCUAUGGAUUUGGGUCCUGCUGAUGGCCAGAUCCUCCUUCCCUCCGCUCCCUGUAGCAAGCCCUGGCAGAGCUGAAGGACACAAUUCAGGCAGCAACCCCUCCAGACCUGCCAGGUUUAUAUCUGCCACAGCACCCAGUGGGAUGGGCAGGUUCCAGCUCAGAGGUGUCCCAGCACAGCUGCAGUGCUCAGGGUGACAGGGACAGCACAGUGGCACCUCAGACAUCCCUGGCUGGAGGGAGCACAGCCCGCUCUGGUCCUCACCCGACAGGCCCAGGGUGUCUGAGACUGCUGGAAGUCACCCAGGACAGGCACAGAGACCACCCCUGCCAGUCCUGCCUCUGUUCCCCACUGAGCCUCUCCAUGGAUCUCCCUCCACCUUGUUUUCUCUAAAAUCACUUCCCCAGCCAUCAGACAGGUCCCCUGCCUCAGCUUCCCCAUGGCAAUGCUUCCUGCUGGGUGUGUUUAAGAAACAGCACUGUGUGAUGUGGUCUGGGUAUCCUGGGACAACCCUUUUUUGCUCUAUUUUGACUUUUUUUUGGUCAGUUGUUCUCCUAUUGCACAAAGGUGUACUUGAAUGGGCUCUUUGAAACCUCUUCCCUCGUAAAACCUGCUAAUUAAGAAAAUGAGCUGCAUCAGGAUUUCUCCAGCCCUUCUGCUCUCCCAGAGUGGUUUGUCCUGGAAAUGGGUCUCCUUUGGGUGCUGCUCUGCUCUUAGGGGUGGUUCAUGACUUGCCUGGCUCCCCGUGGUGGGAGCAGGUGAGCUGGGGGAUGCUCCAGUCUUUGCCUCUGCAGAUCAGAGCUGCUUAUGUCAAGCCGUCUGGCUUUUAUCCGGAGCAGCCAGAGCGUGAGCCCCUAAUACCCACUCACCCUCCUCCUGUGCCAGCUGGGGCCCUUCAGCCCCCCUCAAAGGAAAGCUUUGCAACCUCAUUGUAACCCCAACACCCCCAGCUUGUUAAAACACAAGGAAUUGGAUUUUAAUGACCUUUCUGGGUCCCGUCCAAAUCAGGAUAUCCUAUGUUUCUAUGAAUAAGGGACAAAAAGCACUUGUUGUGGGUAAAUGUCUGUUUGUGGUCGUUAUUGAAGGGCUGGUGUGUGUUUGGCCAUGUAGCUGUCCCUAGGUACACAUGGCCUGUGCUGGGGGAACUGCCUGCAUUCUCUGCUCCCCUUCCCUCGGUGGUGGCUGUUUGCUGCCAGCCUGGGCCAUGGGAUGCAGCUGCCCUGGGCCUCCUCCUGGUCCCUGUCCCGGCAGGGUGGCAGUGACAAGCAGGAGGUUCUCACCACGUGUUGGGGAUCAGCUGCAGGUCCUGUGUCUGCUCGGCUGGCGGGUGUCAAAACAAGCGUCGCUCGUGAGGGGUUUGUGUGGGCAAACAUCUCGUCGGGCGCCUGCUGGAUCCCAGCGCCAGCUGGCGUUCCUGGGCUGGUGGAUUUUCUUCUUGGCAAUGGGGAAGGAAGGCAGGAACGGGGAGUUUUUGGAGAGAAGGGCCCACAGCCCGAGUAGAAAAAGGGUAGAAAAGGCACUUUUGGGUGCCCCGGAGUGGGAUGGACGGGCACCACGGCCAUCUCUCACCCCCCUUCCCUCUGCAGCCGCCGCUGCCGCCUCUGCUCACUUCAGCUUCUGCCGCAGCCUCCUGGAGCACACGGUGUCGGCCGAGAACCUGAGCUACCGCCUGCAGCGCGCCGCGGGCAGCAGCCUCACCUGGCACGACGGCCGCAGCCAGCGCCCCGACGGCCCCGGGCGCACCGUCAAACUCCUGCGGCAGCCGGGCACCGAGGGCUCGCAGGUCCGUGGCUGUGACCACUAUGGCAUCUACCACACCAGCCCCACGCUGGGCAGCCUGGUCAAGCCAGUGGUGCUGUGGACCCAGCAGGAUGUGUGCAAAUGGCUGAAGAAGCACUGUCCACACAAUUAUCUCAUCUACGUCGAGGCGUUCUCCCACCACGCCAUCACAGGCCGGGCGCUGCUGCGGCUGAACGGGGAGAAGCUGCAGCGCAUGGGGAUCGCGCUGGAGGCGCAGCGCCAGGAGCUCCUGCAGCAGGUCCUGCAGCUCCAGGUGCGCGAGGAGGUGCGGAACCUGCAGCUGCUCAGCCAAGCUUCUUUUGGAAAUGUCUCCUAGCUGAUCCGUCUGUUUGGCAGAUUGCACCAACACUGUGAACCGAGCUCCGCUGGGAUGGGCUGUGCAUCGCCGAUACGAGACCUGAGCCACACGCUUGGAAUAAGAAGAGACAGCUUCCCAGACACUCCAGGGCUCCUCUCCUGCUUCUUCCUUCUCUUUCUUUUAAAGGAACACAUUCCUGUGCAGGGGUGGAAGGUUUCUUCCAGCAGACAUGGCUCUUGGCUGGAGGAAAAUCAGCAAACCAGCUGCUGGGACAGAUGAUGAACUUCCAUCCACCUGAGCCUGACGGUUCACAGGGAAAGAGAUGGAAAAAAGGAGAUGGCAAAAGGCAGGGCUCAGCACUGUGGAGAAAGGGAAUGCAGUGAUUCCGGGGACAGCUCGGAGCCAUGUGCAGGACACUGAAGCAUUAUGCACUUGGGCAACAUCCCAGCACCCAGCAAAUCGUGUCCAUGCCUUGGAGCUUAUUUAGGGAGCUUUGGUUUCCUCAUCACACUGGGCUGCCUUCCAGCGGCCGGGGAGGUGACGUUAUCGGUAGCAAAUAAGAUGAUACAACCAGCCAAAAAAUUCACAGCGGGGCCAAGACCCCAGCACCCAGCUCCACUUGGUGAGUUAAAAAGGGAGCUGAGUCAUCAGAGCUGGAAAAUCUGCAAGUGAAAGCAGGCUGGAUGCACCAGGAGGGUGCCACGGCUGGGAGGAAGCUGUGCCAAGAGCUCAUCCUUCAUCAGCAGGCAGAGGGAGAGCCCAUGCAGGGCUGGGGGCAGCAGGCUGGGGUGCUGCUGGGUGGUUGUGGGGCUGGGGGAACACUGGGUGCCCCAGCUCCCAUCCUGGUCCUGCUCUGCUCCAUGGUCCCACCAGCUCUCAGAGCUGUGCUUAUCCAGGCAUUGGCAGGUUCCUGUCCUGACCUCCUGCCAAGGGCUGGUGAUGGUGCCACCAAAGCCAGGCACCUUCCUGAUGACCUUCACCAUCAUUACAGUCAAAGUGUUUGCUGUCAGGUCCCCAUCUCCCAAACUCUCCCAUACAGAGCUACAGAUUGCCCUUGUGGGUAGAUAUGGAAAAUCCAUGUGUAAAUCAGGAUUUUGGGCCAGGGUGGAUGUUGUCACCUCCCCACAUUCCACCUCAAGUGAUGAGGGUAGGGCUGUGGGUCAUGGGGGUCCAAAAACAGCAGCCCCAAACCCCCUGGGGCACUGGGAUGUGGAGGCAGGUCACGGUGCUCCCUGGCUGGGCAUCCUCCUGCCUGCUUCUCUGCUGGUAAUAAAUUAGAGAC